CGACCGAAGGGGGGAAAAAAACUGUUGACUUGUCGAUUACUCUGUUCAAGAUAAAGUCGUUAUCAGCAGGGCGGCCGUGCGCUGCGCGCCCGAACAGCUCAGGUCACAAGACGCAACAUGAGGGAGAUCGUGCAUCUGCAGGCCGGGCAAUGCGGCAACCAAAUCGGCUCCAAGUUUUGGGAGAUAAUAUCGGACGAACAUGGAAUCGACGCAAAUGGCUUGUACAUUGGCGACAGUGAUCUCCAGUUAGAGAGGAUAGAAGUAUACUACAAUGAGGCAGCAAAGAAGAAGUACGUUCCGAGGGCCAUCCUAGUGGACCUGGAGCCUGGCACGAUGGACGCGGUGCGCUCGGGACCUUUCGGCUCGCUCUUCCGGCCCGACAACUUCGUCUUCGGACAAAAUGGUGCCGGCAACAACUGGGCCAAGGGCCACUACACGGAGGGCGCGGAGCUGGUGGACGCCGUGCUGGACGUGGUGCGCAAGGAGGCGGAGGGCUGCGACUGCCUGCAGGGCUUCCAGCUGACGCACUCCCUGGGCGGCGGCACGGGCUCCGGCAUGGGCACGCUGCUCAUCUCCAAGAUCCGCGAGGAGUACCCGGACCGCAUCAUGGGCACCUUCAGCGUCGUGCCUUCGCCCAAGGUGUCGGACGCCGUCGUGGAGCCGUACAACGCCACGCUGUCCGUGCACCAGCUGGUGGAGAACACGGACGAGACCUUCUGCAUCGACAACGAGGCGCUCUACGACAUCUGCUUCCGCACGCUGAAGCUCGCCUCGCCCCACUACAGCGACCUCAACCACCUGGUGUCGCUCACCAUGUCCGGCGUGACGACGUGCCUGCGCUUCCCGGGCCAGCUGAACGCCGACCUGCGCAAGCUGGCCGUCAACAUGGUGCCCUUCCCGCGGCUGCACUUCUUCAUGCCGGGCUUCGCGCCGCUGACGGCGCGCCGCAGCCAGCAGUACAUGGCGCUGUCCGUGCCCGAGCUCGCCCAGCAGAUGUUCGACUCGAAGAACAUGAUGACCGCCUGCGACCCCAGGCACGGACGCUAUCUCACGGCCUCGGCCAUGUUCAGGGGCAAGAUGUCCAUGAAAGAGGUGGAUGAGCAGAUGCUGAAUGUCCAGAACAAGAAUUCCAGCUACUUCGUGGAGUGGAUCCCGAACAACGUGACGGUGGCGGUGUGCGACAUCCCCCCGCGCGGGCUGCGCAUGUCGGCCACCUUCGUGGGCAACACCACGGCCAUCCAGGAGAUCUUCAAGCGCAUCUCGGAGCAGUUCACGGCCAUGUUCCGGCGCAAGGCCUUCCUGCACUGGUACACCGGCGAGGGCAUGGACGAGAUGGAGUUCACCGAGGCCGAGUCCAACAUGAACGACUUGGUGUCCGAGUACCAGCAGUAUCAGGAAGCCACUGCUGAUGACGAUGCUGACUUUGACAACGAAGAAGAAUCCAUGGUUGAAGAAACAGAGUAAAUGUUAGAACAUAACUUGUAUUUGUAUUUGUUUUUUUAGUAAUUACAUUUUUUUCACUCUUUGA
Molecule: messenger RNA, 1528 nt
Organism: Bacillus rossius redtenbacheri
Lineage: Eukaryota; Metazoa; Arthropoda; Insecta; Phasmatodea; Bacillidae
Product: tubulin beta chain-like
Exons: 9
Coding region: 118-1464 (448 amino acids)
Biological process (GO): microtubule cytoskeleton organization; mitotic cell cycle
Cellular component (GO): cytoplasm; microtubule
Molecular function (GO): GTP binding; structural constituent of cytoskeleton; GTPase activity
Source: RefSeq, a predicted model, not a curated record